This is a messenger RNA of Branchiostoma floridae (Florida lancelet), 4201 nucleotides long. RefSeq names its product fragile X mental retardation syndrome-related protein 1-like. The record is from RefSeq and is a predicted model, not a curated record. Gene Ontology annotation, molecular function: translation regulator activity; mRNA 3'-UTR binding; protein homodimerization activity. NCBI's taxonomy places the organism in Eukaryota, Metazoa, Chordata, Leptocardii, Amphioxiformes, Branchiostomatidae. Gene Ontology annotation, cellular component: dendritic filopodium; postsynaptic density; growth cone. Gene Ontology annotation, biological process: regulation of mRNA stability; anterograde axonal transport; positive regulation of protein phosphorylation.
UUAGGACGCCAAUAUCAAAGUCUAAGUAUUCCCCUUAGCAUCUUUGAGCCAACUUUCAGGAGAUUAGGAAGAUUUAGAAGCCAGUUGUUUCAGAUUAUCUCUUUUUAAUUUGAACAUCCCCGAGGGAAUCAGACGACAUCUCCGCACCCAACCCAGGAUUCCCCGCGAGUCCAAGAUGGAGGAUCUUGCUGUGGAGGUGUGCGGUCAGAACGGCGCAUUUUACACGGCCUGCAUAAGAGACAUCCAUGAAGAAGAGGUGACAGUAGCUUUUGAGAAUGACUGGCAGCCAGAACGCAAAGUUCCGUUCCAAGAUGUGCGGCUCCCUUCAGCCCCCGUAGAAGAUUACGAACCUCAGGAGGGAGAUGAAGUAGAGGUACAUGCUGCUUUGGCAGAAACGAAUGAUGAGCCGUGUGGUUGGUGGCCCUGCAGGGUAAAAAGAUGCAAGGGAGCCUUCUGUGUAGUAGAAUACCUCGACCUGGAGGCAACGUUUAAGGACAUUAUAGACACAGGAAAAAUCCGCCCGGCAAACAAAAACCCUCCAUUGACCAAGGACUCCUUCCACAAGUGUACGAUAGAUGUGCCUGAAGACCUCAGGGAAUGUUGUCGAGUAGAAAGUAAUCACAAUGAGUUCAAGAGGGCCUUGAAGUUGACGGCAGGGUCCGUUGUGUUCAACACGGACCUGAACGCAAUCGUAGUAAUCUCCAAUGAUGAGGCGGCGGUAAAGAGAGCGCAGAUUUUGAGUGACAUGCACUUCCGUAGUCUACGAACAAAGCUCAUGCUGGAGGCAAGGAAAAAGGAAGCACAGCAACAAUUGGAGACCACUAAAGCCAUGCAGCGGCAAUGCCUGGAGGAGUUCUCAGUGCGGGAGGACCUGAUGGGACUGGCUAUCGGAUCACACGGGGCCAACAUCAUGCAGGCUCGCAGACUCGAGGGGGUCACGGCCAUCGAACUGGAAGAACAAACAUGCACCUUUAAGAUUUAUGGAGAGACAAAGGAGGCAGUACAGCAAGCAAGGAGAAUGCUGGAGUAUAAACAAGAUGUUGUCCAAGUCCCAAGAAAUCUCAUAGGAAGAGUAAUAGGCAAGAAUGGUCGUAUUAUCCAGGAGAUCGUGGACAAAUCUGGGGUGGUCAGGGUGAAAAUCGAGGGAGACAAUGAGAAAGAACACACAGUACAGAGGGAGGAGGAUCCAUCAGCAAAGGAUUCUGUUCCAGAACAUGUCCCCAUGAUCUUCAUCGGAACGACAGAGCAGAACAGCAACGCCAAAAUGUUGUUGGACUACCACCUCGCACAUCUCAAGGAAGUUGAGCAGCUCCGCAUUGAGAACCUACAGAUCGCAGAAGAGCUCCGAAACGCAGGCGGGGGCGGCGGCACGUACUUCCCCCCUCCGCGCGAGCGUCGCUACAGCACGGACUACACGUCAGACACCACCGAGUCCACGUCCAGGGGCAGGGGUCAGAUGUACGGCAGAGGGCGCGGCCGUGGGGGCAGCAGGGGGAGGGGACAGGGAGGAAGGGGGCGGCCCAGACGGUACCAGGGCAGCCGCAAUGCUGUGUCUGAGAAUGAUCGCCGUCACCAAGACGAGCUCAGUGAUUGGUCGUCCGCUGUAACAGAGGACAGCAUGUCUGAAGCGAGUGGUGUACGCGGCAGCCGCUACUCCGGCAACCGUGGCAGGGGUGGCCGCCGUCCUCGCAUUAACACUGAGCCUAACUUUGACCGCGAGGUUCGCCAAGGUGACAACCACAACCCUUUCGACGUGCUCAACCAGGACGAGAACGAAAACGGCGACGUUAACGGGCGUCCAAAUCAGCGGCGUAACCGGGACCGCCGGCAGAACGAUCGGCGGCGGCGUAACGACGAGGAGGACUCUGUGCUCGACACCGAGGGGGAAACGAACACGGAGCGGGGUAGGGGAACAAACGUGACAUUGUAUUCAUACAUUCAGCAGGAAGAGGCCAACAAUAGCAGGGAUGGUAACAAAGAUAGCGCUGGGAAGAACCGCAGGAGACGGAACCGCCGGCGCCGCGAACGCCAGAACACUGUCAUCUUCAACGAAAACGCCAAGAAAGAAUCCCCUGAGGCUGCCACGGGCGACAGGGCCGAAGAAACCUCAGGGCACGAAACCGCAAAGUCUACGGACACCUCCAAGAUGAUUAGCGAAAACGAGGAGAAACCCGACGCGCCUAAGCAGCAGCGCCCGUCUCGAUCCAAACGCGGCCCCAGGGGGAAUAGACAGAGGGGAGGUAGCGAGAAAAGUGCAAUAAACGGGGACGGGGGCCCAGGUAUCCAGGAACACAGUCAGCAGUUAGUCAAUGGGACUGCCUAAGAAAAAAAACUGUGAAAAAUUCUAUGCAGAGCUUUAUUCAAGUGUCUUCAAAUUAUUGAAAUUACCACUAUAUACUAGUCUGAAUAUGCAUUAUUACACUGGGUACUCGGUAGCAGAAGUGGAACUCAAGAAAACUUAGUCUUUUCUCUUUGAAGGGUAGUCAAGCAGCCAUGUUAGGAGGAAGAUAACUAGCAGUGGGGACUGUCCAUAUGUUAGUGAAGAUGUUUUUCAGUCAAAAAAACUUAUCACUUCCAGCAAAAUGUGUACAUUGUAGUUGUAAAAAGUAUUCUUCAAAUGUUUCCAGUCAAGACUUUCAAAGAGAGAACACUGUAACCUCAUUGUAAGGGAUUGUUUUUCCUUAUCAGUCAUCGAAUGCUUCUUUUAGUUGACUCUUAUGAUAUCUAUAAGAAACUAUUACAUUGCUCUUGAACUGAAGCAACAUGAGAUUUGUAGGGGAACAUGCUAGAUUUUCUUAAGUUUGCAUAUAGGGCUGUAUGAACUGCUGCUGGAAGCUUGUUUUGUUGUAUCCAUGCAAAUUUGUGUGUCCCUUUGAAAUCUUACAGCCAUAAGCGUUCGAUCUGGAGAAGCAUAAUAUUAAUAUCUUUGAUCCAAAUUUUAUAUGAAAGGUUAUAUCUUUGUAGAAACCAGCAAACGGAGCUACUUUCAGGCUUAUGAUAAUUAUAGUAAUGUUUUACCGUAUACUACUUGCUUUGCACAUGAUUUGGUAUACUGAACUUAAAGGUGAGGUUUUGGUGCAAAAAUAGCCACACAGGUAGUAACAGAUAAAUUGGUUGGCAGACUUAGACACAUAAGAAAAAACAAAAAAAUCUAGGACCUCUAAGUAGAAGAGUCACAGUGCAUACGCCCUGGCUAUUGAUUGAUAUGUUUGUAAUAGUAGAUCUUGUAUUAGUGCACCCUUUUGUGAAGAUACAUUUUUGGGUGGUAUCUCAGUUUUUUUAGUCAACACACAAAGUUAUCAGGCAGUUCCUACGCACGAAUAUGUAUAUAGAAGGCGUUCUGUUGCAAUUACAUGAUCUAGGAAUGGGAGACUUGUUGAAAAGCACAAGAGAGAAGCUAAGACCUUGUUCUUGUACAGAAUAUACAGUACCAUAGCACAGUCUUCCUAUGUACAAGUGUUUGAGGACACUUUUGUUGCAUGCAAACUUUAUUAUGUUAUAAUCAUGGGCAUGGUGUAAUUUGUCUUCUGGUCUUCCCCAUUGACAAUUGGUUGAUGGUGGCUACUUUUGAGUAAGGUAUCCUGCAUACUGGAGUUGUUACAAAAAUGUGUUCUGUUUAAGGUAGAAUGAUUGUGUGCGUUGACUGUAUGGCUGUUCCCUUGUGCGAUUGUGUCAUGGACAAGUAAUUAUGGCAAUAGCCUUCUUAAAUCCUGGCUUAAGAUACACUCUAGUCAUGGACAGAAAAAUGCCACUUGUAAAAAAAAAAACACUAAAAAAAACAACAACAACACAAGGAUAUAUAUUACUUGGUGCUCAGUGUUGUCGGUGCAGGUGCCAUGGUAGGACACUUUGUCGAAAUGUAGAUAAUAUCACACCUGGCUUGUCAAAACUGUCAUUUAGAAGAUACCAGAUCCGUUGGCCGAGCCCUUAUUGAAAAAUGCUGCUACCACUUGCACUACAGUGCUGAGCAAUUUUCCAACAAGCUAGCUGAAGGGGCGUUUGGAUUCGCCUCUCGGCCAAGGAAACGGGAACCCUGUACUUUGUCUCUACACCUCCUCUCCUCUCGGAUUGUUGAACUUUUGAUGUAUGAUGGAAGAGUUAUCUAAGUUAAUCAUAAUGGAUUGUUUGCCUUGCCAAAGAGUGAGAAGUUCUGUAUCUUGAAAAGUGUUUAAGUGAAUAAAAACGAUAUCUUCAGUAAAAA